UUGAGCUCGUACUGAAUCUGAUGGAGAAGGUGAUUUGGCGGUGGUUGGACGCUUUUGCUCGUACCUGCGACUUAAUGGAUACAUAAAAAGGACGUUUAUGAACUUAAAAGCGCCGUUUGUGGAUGUUAGAUGUAGUGGACCGGUAUGUGUCGAAACAUUCAAUUCGGAACUUGUUAAAUGAAGUGGACAUGGAUAAAAGCGGUUGCGGGAUACAUCAUGCAGUUUACCAUUUAUUCCUUCUGUGGCUUUCAGUUUGCCCUCUGUGCUCUCAGGGAAGUUGGAUGUGGUUGGGCAUCACAUCUGUAGGAGUACCCCAGAAGUUGGGUUGCGCGCAUUUGCCCCUGUCGCACAAGCAGAAGGAGCUGUGUGAGCGCAAACCGCACCUUCUACCGAGCAUUAAAGAGGGCGCCCGCCUGGGCAUCACCGAAUGCCAGACGCAGUUCAAACACGAACGCUGGAACUGCUCGACCCGACGGGACCCGAACGUGUUCGGCUACGAACUCACCAGUGGAACGAAAGAGACAGCGUUUAUCUACGCAGUAAUGGCUGCCGGCCUGGUUCACGCAGUCACACGCUCUUGCAGUGCGGGAAACAUGACAGAGUGUUCAUGUGAUAUGAGUCUGUUGGGCACUGGUUCACCCACGGAGGGCUGGCACUGGGGCGGGUGCUCUGACGACAUCGCAUUCGGGACUUCGUUCAGCCGUCGCUUCAUCGAAAAUUCAAUAAAGAACACAUCAGCCCGUGGUGAGGACGCCCUGUUCACUAUGAACCAGCAUAACAGCGAAGCUGGGAGACAGGCGGUGGCCAAAACAAUGUUGACAGACUGCCGCUGUCACGGCGUGUCGGGUUCGUGUGCGGUAAAAACGUGUUGGCGCUCAAUGGCCGCGUUUGAGCGUGUGGGCGCCUACCUGAAGGAGCGCUACGAAAACAGCGUUCAGGUGGUGGACCGUUUUAAACGCAAGGUGCGACGUAAGGACAAAGACCAUCGCCACAUGCCUAUUAGCAAAGAGGAGUUAAUCUUCCUCAACAAAUCGCCUAAUUACUGCUUGGAGGACCGGCGGUUGGGUGUGACGGGGACCAGGGGCCGCAGGUGUAACAGAACUUCAGCCGGGCCGGACGGCUGCAACCUGUUGUGCUGUGGGCGGGGCUACAACACGCACGUGGUGCGACAUGUAGAGCGCUGCGAGUGUAAGUUCGUCUGGUGCUGUUACGUUCGCUGUCGCCGCUGUGAGACGAUGAACGACAUGCACACCUGCAAGUAGGAAUGGACCUUCUUUACGCUUUCAGCCCCGUUGGGUCUAUACAAACAAGCGUGUUGACAAAAUAUCCAUGGCAACCGGCAAUCAAAAACUAGGGAGAAAUGGUAUAACUCCAUAUGCAUAACUCCUCCCAUGGGCUGAAGUGGGAAUCAAGCCAUUUUGUAUAUAAUUGACUGUGGAAUAUAACUGGAGCAUAAAGGGAACUAAAAUACUGGGAACAGCAGAAAAAGUGUAAAUAGAUGCUUUUGUUCUGGUUUGUAUUGAGGGCUCUUACAAUUAUAGUUGGAAUUAUGUAGAUAAUAUGCCAAGAUAUUUUUGAUACAGUGUUUUAUAGGUUGCAAAUGAGAAUCCCUUGAAUUAAAGACAGAGAUAAUUCCAAAAGGAUGUAUUCUGUCAUUUUAGCUUUAUAUUUGAUGAUUUAAAUGUACAUAUUAAAUUAUGAACAAGCGAUUUCACCUCAUUUUAGACUUAAUUAAACUUAAAUAAAGUUUUUUAGAGACGCUGUACAUUCA
Labeo rohita (rohu) is the source of this 1771-nucleotide messenger RNA. RefSeq names its product wingless-type MMTV integration site family, member 16 (gene wnt16). Bases 123 to 1262 code for a protein of 379 amino acids. The transcript is spliced from 4 exons. Gene Ontology annotation, molecular function: cytokine activity; frizzled binding. Gene Ontology annotation, biological process: cell fate commitment; canonical Wnt signaling pathway; neuron differentiation. NCBI's taxonomy places the organism in Eukaryota, Metazoa, Chordata, Actinopteri, Cypriniformes, Cyprinidae. Gene Ontology annotation, cellular component: extracellular region. The record is from RefSeq and is a predicted model, not a curated record.